Molecule: messenger RNA, 1347 nt
Organism: Phlebotomus argentipes
Lineage: Eukaryota; Metazoa; Arthropoda; Insecta; Diptera; Psychodidae
Product: putative nuclease HARBI1
Exons: 3
Coding region: 167-1327 (386 amino acids)
Source: RefSeq, a predicted model, not a curated record
CAUUCGAUGUUUUGUGCCUCCGCGACGCGUUUUUCGCAGACAAUCAAUUUUCAAUUGCCGUUUAUCGUCUUUUUGUCUGAUAAUACUUGUUUUUAUGUUAAUUCACUAGUGAUACGUGUUUAGUUGAGUCAUCUUCCGCGAAAGACUUCUGCAAAAAUAAGUGCAAAUGGAUCUCAACGAUUACGCUCCGGUCUGGACCCGCAUUGCUGGGUACAUUCGUCGCCUGCCCAGGGAUAUUCACGUGCAGGAAAGAGAUGACCGAAUGAUCGAAUUAGCGCUGCGCGAUUUGCUAACUUACGCUCUUCGGAAAGUCCACAGAAUGGUUAAUUUCAUGGAGGACUUCCAGCAUCCGUGUCACCUGCCGGAAGCCACAUUCCGACGACUGUUUGGCCUCCCUGCGGAUCUCGUGCCUGAAGUGUUGAGGAUGAUUUCCUGCUAUCUCAGCAAGGAGUCCUUUGAUAGAACCGAGGUGGUUCCAAUCUACAUUCAAGUCUUGUGCGUGCUGAACUUCCUGACCAUGGGCAGAUAUUGCAUACCACGGAAUAUUGGUGUCUUCAAGAAGAUCUCAGAGGAACAAGUGAUGGGAUUCGUAAGGAAGAUUACUGUUGCAUUGUCAGUAUGCGCUGGGGCAUACAUUGCUAGAUUUCCGACGGAUCAGAACAGAGCAACAGAGCUCAAGAAUCGCUUUCAAGAAUGCACUCAACUUCCCGGAAUUGUUGGGAUUCUCGAGCGCUUCCACGUCGCCAUCGUUGAGCCAACAUUUAAUGCGCAAGAGUUCAAAAACAUGUCUGGCUAUCACUCUAUGAUCACCCAGAUUAUGUGCGAUGCGGACAUGCGAGUCAUUGGCUGUCAAGCAACUCAUGGCGGCUUGUAUCAAACCUCGUACAUCUAUGAUCCCCACAUCGAGAGAAUGAGAGAGCUUCACGUGGAGAAUCCAGAGACGUGGUUGCUGGGAAAUCAGCCGUAUCGCAAGGAAAAGUUUCUGAUCGCGCCAUUCAAGAGUCCCGCCAACGAGGCCGAGCGCAGAUUCAACCGACUGUACGCCAGAGCCCGGAGCAGGAUGGACAAGUGCUGGGCAAUGCUCAGAGGACAGUGGAAGUGCCUAUUGAAUGACAAACCACUGCCAUUCACUCCCGUAGAGGCGAUGCACAUCAUCUACUCUGUGUGCAUUUGCCACAAUCUCCUCAUAAAUCACGGAUACUCUUCCCGCAAAACCACUCUCGUCGACACCACUCAGCCGAGGUCUGGUCUGCGCAAGAGAGAGCCGACGUAUACUGAGUCCAGAGAUCGCCUGAUGAAGUACAUUUUGCAAAAUGAUAUCAAGUAGAGAUAAAGUUUUAAGUUAAG